UUUUUUUUUGUAGGACCCGAUAUCUGUGGAUUUGAUAUCAAGAAAGUUCAUGUUAUUUUACAUUUCAAGAAUCAGUAUCAUGAAAACAAGAAAUCAAUCAGGUGUAAGGUUGAUGGCUUUACACACCUCUACACUCUAAUUUUAAGACCAGAUCUUUCUUAUGAUGUGAAAAUUGACGGCCAGUCGAUUGAAUCCGGCAGCAUAGAGUAUGAUUGGAACUUAACAUCACUCAAGAAGGAAAAGUCCCUGGCAGAAUCGAAGGACCGGAAGCUAACUGAAGACAACAAAGCCCAGGACUGGGAGAAGCAUUUUCUGGACGCCAGCGCCAGCAGGCAGAGUGACUGGAAUGGUGAACUGGAUGGGGACUGGCAGACCGCAAUGCUCCAGAAGCCCCCGCGCCAGGAUGGCCUGAAACCGCAAGGUAUUGAUAGAGACAUUUGGCUCCACCAUAAAAUGAAGAAUACCAACUAUCUGACACAGUACGAUCUCUCGGAAUUUGAGAACAUCGGUGCCAUCGGCCUGGAGCUUUGGCAGGUGAGAUCUGGAACCAUUUUCGAUAACUUUCUGAUCACAGAUGAUGAAGAGUAUGCAGAUAAUUUUGGCAAGGCCACCUGGGGCGAAACCAAGGGUCCAGAAAGGGAGAUGGAUGCCAUACAGGCCAAGGAAGAAAUGAAGAAGGCCCGCGAGGAAGAGGAGGAAGAACUGCAGUCGGAAGAGAUUAAUGGUCAUGAAAAUUACUUCAAUCGAUUUCACAGAAGGAAUGAACUUUAGUCAUCCCCAUUGGAGAUAAGGAUGACUGGGAAAACCUCGUUGCCACUUUAAUCUGUGUUCAAAACUCAAAUGUCUACAUGGU
Molecule: messenger RNA, 853 nt
Organism: Sapajus apella (tufted capuchin)
Lineage: Eukaryota; Metazoa; Chordata; Mammalia; Primates; Cebidae
Product: calreticulin-3
Exons: 6
Biological process (GO): protein folding
Cellular component (GO): endoplasmic reticulum membrane; endoplasmic reticulum
Molecular function (GO): calcium ion binding
Source: RefSeq, a predicted model, not a curated record